Molecule: messenger RNA, 387 nt
Organism: Botrytis fragariae
Lineage: Eukaryota; Fungi; Ascomycota; Leotiomycetes; Helotiales; Sclerotiniaceae
Product: putative oleate-induced peroxisomal protein
Exons: 2
Coding region: 1-387 (128 amino acids)
Cellular component (GO): cytosol
Source: RefSeq, a predicted model, not a curated record
AUGUCUCUCAAGAACGACGCAUUCCCCUCCUCCGCAGCCUUCGAUGCCAUCUCUUCCUCUCUCGAAUCAUCCCCCACCGACCGCGCCGACGCCAUCAAACAAGGCAACGCCGUCUUCGCCUUCACUCUCAAGAACAAAGCGGGUGAAACAGCCGAUUGGCACAUCGAUUUAAAAAAAGAAGGCAAAGUCGGAACAGGGCUUGGUGAAAAACCAACAGUAACAUUGAGUCUGAGUGAUGAGGAUUUCGGAAAACUGGUAGCAGGAAAGGCAAAUGCACAGAGACUUUUUAUGGGGGGAAAACUGAAGGUUAAGGGGGAUGUGAUGAAGGCGACGAAGAUGGAACCGAUUUUGAAGAAGGCGCAAGGAGGUGUAAAGGCGAAGUUGUAG